Messenger RNA from Belonocnema kinseyi, 1407 nucleotides. RefSeq names its product mitochondrial mRNA pseudouridine synthase Trub2. The transcript is spliced from 5 exons. Gene Ontology annotation, biological process: RNA processing; pseudouridine synthesis. The record is from RefSeq and is a predicted model, not a curated record. Lineage: Eukaryota; Metazoa; Arthropoda; Insecta; Hymenoptera; Cynipidae. Gene Ontology annotation, molecular function: pseudouridine synthase activity; RNA binding. Bases 357 to 1343 code for a protein of 328 amino acids.
CCGUGUACUCAGCAUCAGAAAAUGAGUUGUAUAACUUGAUUGCUUAUCAAAGCUAAUUAAACAAUUUUCUACGUCUCAUUUUUUUUAGAUAAAAAUCAUAAAUAAACAUUAAAAUUACACUAGGGACUUAAAUGCUUAGAUAAAUUGACGAGCAAAUAGUGUUUCUUUGUAGAUCAAAUUAAUUGUUUAUAAUUAUAUAAAUAUUUACCUCGUAACUCUCGGAUGAAGACAUCGCGCGAACUACCAACGGAUUCUGAGUCAUUCUCUUAACUAACAAGAUCAUCUUAAUGGAUUUGUGACGUAAAGUUAUGUAGGACUGUUUGAAAAGUUAUAAAAAACUGAUAUAAACCAUAAAAAUGUCAUAUACAAAUGAUGCGAGGGCGGUGUGGAAAAUGCUGAACGGAGUUUUUAUUAUUUAUAAACCUGCAAGAGUUCCACUGAUGGUUACGCGGGAAACAAUUAGCCGGAAUUUGUGUAGAGAUUUAAAUGCAUUGAAAGUUCGACCGCCAGAUCCCUACGUUUUAAUCGAGGGCGAAACCAACAAAAAAUUAAGAGUCUCAGUACGACCAAGUUUCGCAGAUAAUGUUCUCGUGGUUGGGCCUCGAUAUCAACCACAAGAUUUUAAAAUAAAUUGGGCAAAUCACUUGUACCAAGACACCACUGGAGUUGUCGUUUGUGGAGUCAACGACGGGUGUAAACUAAUCCACAAAAUAAAACGUGCUGCCCCAACGAGAUUUUACAGAGUAAAAGGAAUUCUGGGAAAAGCAACUGAUACUCAUUUUAUAACCGGGAAAAUAAUCGAAAAAUCGACUUACCAAUUUUUAAGAAGAACUCACAUCGACAGAGUUUGCGCUGCAAUGCAAUCUUCUCAUCAGAAAAAAAUGUUUGAAGUUUGCGGAAUCGAUAUCCAAAGUCAGGCUGCUUAUGAAUUAGCAGUAAAAGGAUUAAUCAGACCAUUGGAUAAUAGAAUUCCAAUGCUGUAUUCAAUCAAAUGUGUCGAUUUUCAAUCUCCUGAAUUCACGAUUGAAAUCGUUUGCAUAAAUGAAAACGAAAUGUACUUGAAAAGUAUAAUUCACGAGCUCGGUAUGGAAAUGAAGAGCACAGCGACUUGUUCCCAAAUCCACUGUUUCCAAUACGGAAUAUUCAACGUGGAGCAGGCUUUGCUCACGAAAAGUUGGAACUUGCGAAGUAUUUUAGAAAGUAUUGAGUCCUGUGAUGAAUUAUUGCGAAAAAAUUCAUUUUUACUCGAACAGGAACAUCCAAAUUUAAUUGCGCCACACGAUGAAGAUUUGGAUUUGAUUGAAGAAGAAAAUCCAGCUUUACUCGAACAAAGUCAAAAAUAGUCCUUAUUUGGUAAGAUUGUAAAUACUUUUAAUUGGAAAUAAAAAUACAAUACAGAAAAGACAA